Messenger RNA from Urocitellus parryii (Arctic ground squirrel), 2040 nucleotides. RefSeq names its product FERM domain containing kindlin 1 (gene Fermt1). Gene Ontology annotation, cellular component: focal adhesion. Lineage: Eukaryota; Metazoa; Chordata; Mammalia; Rodentia; Sciuridae. Gene Ontology annotation, molecular function: integrin binding. The record is from RefSeq and is a predicted model, not a curated record. Gene Ontology annotation, biological process: cell-matrix adhesion; integrin-mediated signaling pathway.
GCCUGUGCCACUAUGAUCUCAUCCAGUGACUUUGCAUCUGCAUCCUGGGAGCUCAUGGUCCAAGUUCACAAUCCAAAUGAAAAGGAGCCAAGAGACAUCACACUGAGAGUGUCCGGAGACCUGCAUGUCGGGGGUGUGAUGCUCAAGUUGGUAGAAAAGAUCAACAUAGCUCAAGACUGGUCAGACUUUGCUCUUUGGUGGGAACAGAAACAUUGCUGGCUUCUGAAAACCCACUGGACCCUGGACAAAUGUGGGGUUCAGGCAGAUGCCAAGCUUCUCUUCACCCCCCAGCACAAAAUGCUGCGCCUUCGGCUGCCUAACAUGAAGACGGUGAGGUUGCGAGUCAGCUUCUCGGCUGUGGUGUUUAAGGCUGUCAGUGACAUCUGCAAAAGCCUGAAUAUUAGAAGAUCAGAAGAACUUUCCUUGUUAAAGCCUUCUGGUGACUUUUUUAAGAAAAAGAAAAAGAAAGAUAAAAAUAAUAAGGAGCCCAUCAUUGAAGAUAUUCUCAACCUGGAGAGUUCUCCAACAGGGUCACCAGGAAGUCCAGGCUUAUACAGUAAGACCAUGACUCCUACCUAUGACCCCRUCAGUGGGACUCCGGCAUCCUCCACCAUAACUUGGUUCACUGACAGCCCUUUAACAGAACAGAACUGCAACAUCCUCGCAUUCAGCCAGCCACCCCCGUCACCAGAGGCACUUGCUGAUAUGUACCAGCCUCGGUCUCUGAUUGAUAAAGCCAAGCUUAACGCAGGUUGGCUAGAUUCUUCACGCUCCCUUAUGGAACAAGGAAUCCAAGAGGAUGAGCAACUGCAGUUACGAUUUAAAUACUACACUUUCUUUGAUUUAAAUCCUAAAUAUGAUGCUGUCCGAAUAAACCAACUCUAUGAACAAGCCAGGUGGGCUAUUCUCUUAGAAGAAAUUGACUGCACAGAAGAAGAAAUGCUGAUCUUUGCAGCACUACAGUAUCACAUCAGCAAAUUGUCGAUGUCGGCUGAGGUACAGGAUUUUACAAAUGAGUCCGAGGUUGACGAAGUGGAAGCUGCCCUUUCUAAUUUGGAAGUGACCCUAGAAGGUGGAAAAGCAGACAGCACUUUGGAGGACAUUACUGACAUCCCCAAGCUUGCAGACAAUCUCAAAUUGUUUAGGCCAAAGAAGCUAUUAUUAAAAGCUUUCAAACAAUAUUGGUUCGUCUUUAAAGACACAUCUAUAACCUACUUUAAAAAUGCGGAACUUGAACAAGGAGAACCCAUAGAAAAACUCAAUCUUAGAGGCUGUGAAGUUGCGCCAGACGUGAAUGUAGCAGGCAGAAAAUUUGGAAUCAAGUUACUAAUCCCAGUUGCUGAUGGUAUGAACGAAGUGUAUUUGAGAUGUGACCACGAGAAUCAAUAUGCCCAAUGGAUGGCUGCCUGCAUCUUGGCAUCAAAGGGCAAAACCAUGGCAGACAGCUCCUACCAGCCAGAGGUCCUCAACAUCCUUUCGUUUCUGAGGAUGAAAAACCGGAAGUCCUCAAUUCAGUUGACUUCCAGUCUCGAAAGCAUGGACAUGAACCCAGAAUGUUUUGUGUCACCUCGGUGUGCAAAAAAACACAAAUCUAAGCAGCUGGCUGCGCGGAUCAUGGAAGCCCAUCAGAACGUGGCCACGAUGCCCCUGGUUGAAGCCAAGCUGCGGUUCAUCCAGGCAUGGCAGUCCCUACCUGAGUUCGGCCUCACCUACUACCUUGUCAGAUUUAAAGGAAGCAAGAAAGAUGACAUUCUGGGAGUUUCCUAUAAUAGGUUGAUUAGAAUUGAUGCAACCACCGGGAUCCCUAUUACGACAUGGAGAUUUACCAACAUAAAACAGUGGAAUGUCAACUGGGAAAUCCGGCAGGUGAUGAUCGAGUUUGACCAAAACUUCCAGGUUGCAUUUAUGUGCCUGAGUGCGGAUUGCAAGAUUGUGCAUGAGUACAUCGGUGGCUACAUUUUCUUGUCCACUCGCUCCAAGGACCAGAAUGAAACGCUCGAUGAAGACCUCUUUCACAAGUUGACAGGUGGUCAGGACUGA